AUGCCGAAGGGGCGGCGCGGCCGCCAGAGCCCCACGAUGAGCCAGCGGCCGGCCCCGCCCCUCUACUUCCCGUCCCUCUACGACCGCGGCAUCUCCUCGUCCCCGCUCAGCGACUUCAAUAUCUGGAAGAAGCUCUUCGUGCCGCUGAAGGCGGGCGGGGCGGCGGCGGGGGGCCGGCCCCUGCCGCAGGCGCCCCCGGCGGCGCCGAUGCCCCUGCCGCCACCCCCGGGCCUGGGCCCGCCUAGCGAGCGCCCCUGCCCCCCGCCCUGGCCCGCUGGCCUGGCCUCCAUCCCCUACGAGCCGCUGCGCUUCUUCUACUCGCCGCCGCCGGGGCCCGAGGGGGCCGCCGCCUUGCCUCUGGCCCCGGGCCCCACGGCCUCCCGGCUCGCCUCCGCCUCCCACCCCGAGGAGCUGUGCGAACUGGAGAUCCGGAUUAAGGAGCUGGAGCUGCUCACCAUCACUGGCGAUGGCUUCGACUCCCAGCGCUAUAAAUUCUUGAAGGCGCUGAAAGAUGAGAAAUUACAAGGACUGAAGACCAGACAGCCUGGAAAGAAGUCAGCCUCUUUCUCCUGA
Messenger RNA from Pipistrellus nathusii (Nathusius's pipistrelle), 573 nucleotides. NCBI's taxonomy places the organism in Eukaryota, Metazoa, Chordata, Mammalia, Chiroptera, Vespertilionidae. The record is from the annotation of a GenBank genome assembly.